GCACGCUAUAAGCGGCCUGCGCUGGAGUCAACGCCCGCCUUACGAAAGCCCCGCAAAGCCUGCGCAAAUCGGUCAGCCUUCGCAACCACGACGACGGCGCCUGUGGACUCUCGGUCUACGGAUCUGAGAGAAACGCUCUCCCGCACAGUCACGGCCGGACGCAUACUUUUUGACGCUGCCGAUAACACAAAGUUUCCAUCGCAGCCGCCACCAGUUCCGCGCUUUCGCAGAUACCCCGCCGAGGCAACUGUCGAGGAGCAAAGAUCUAGAGAGAUGGACGGCAAAAGGCACCUAAACUCUUUCCAGCAGCUGGAGAAGCUGGGUGAGGGAACAUAUGCUACCGUUUUCAAAGGUCGGAAUAGACACACAGGAGAGCUUGUUGCAUUAAAAGAGAUUCACCUGGACUCGGAGGAAGGCACACCAUCAACGGCGAUCCGUGAGAUCUCGCUUAUGAAAGAGCUCAAGCACGAGAACAUAGUCGGCCUUCACGAUGUCAUUCACACCGAGAACAAACUGAUGCUAGUCUUUGAGCACAUGGACGGCGAUUUGAAGAAAUACAUGGACACCAAGGGAGACCGCGGAGCACUGCAACCCAUGGUGAUCAAGUCCUUCAUGUACCAGCUGCUCAAGGGCAUCGAUUUUUGCCACCAGAAUCGCGUACUACACCGCGACCUUAAGCCGCAGAACCUUUUGAUCAACAACAAGGGCGCCCUCAAGCUCGGCGACUUUGGCCUGGCUCGUGCCUUUGGUAUCCCUGUCAACACCUUCUCCAACGAGGUGGUGACGCUCUGGUACCGCGCCCCUGACGUUCUUCUUGGCAGCCGAACCUACAACACCAGUAUAGACAUAUGGUCUGCAGGAUGCAUCAUGGCGGAGAUGUUUACAGGCCGACCUCUAUUUCCGGGCACGACGAACGAGGACCAAAUUGUUCGCAUCUUCCGGAUCAUGGGUACGCCGUCAGAGCGUACGUGGCCGGGCUUCUCGCAGUUCCCCGAGUACAAGAAGACGUUCCACACGUACGCCACUCAGGAUCUCCGCAAUAUUCUCCCACAGAUCGAUGCCACCGGCAUCGACCUUUUGGGAAGGAUGCUGCAGUUGCGUCCCGAGAUGCGCAUCAGUGCACACGACGCACUGAAGCACCCUUGGUUCAACGACAUUCUUAUGCAACAACAUGCCAUGCAGGCCCAGGCCCAGGCUCAUCAAGCAAGGACACAGUCGGGGACUAGCCAGCAGCAGCAAAGUUAUUCUCAACAGCAGGUGCCACAACAGCAGCAGCAGACACAUUCGCAACCACAGCCGUAUGAGAAUUAUUAG
Messenger RNA from Pyricularia pennisetigena, 1314 nucleotides. RefSeq lists its product as uncharacterized. The transcript has 2 exons. NCBI's taxonomy places the organism in Eukaryota, Fungi, Ascomycota, Sordariomycetes, Magnaporthales, Pyriculariaceae. The annotation marks the transcript as partial. The record is from RefSeq and is a predicted model, not a curated record. Gene Ontology annotation, biological process: protein phosphorylation. Gene Ontology annotation, molecular function: ATP binding; cyclin-dependent protein serine/threonine kinase activity. Gene Ontology annotation, cellular component: cytoplasm; nucleus.